GCUGCUAGUGGAAAUAAGUCUGUUCUAGACUACCUACUCACUUUGGUCCAUUUUCUUUUCUUUUAAAAUGGAUAUCAAAUAAUUGUUAUCAAUGAGCUUGUUUGGCUCAGCAUAUGAUUUUUUUUUUAUACUGUGAUGGAAAGUGACUUCAUCAUUAUUUAACGAAGAUUUACGAAACUAAAGCAUAGUUUCGAUUUUAUUAAGUCGUUACAAAGAUUUAUGAAAGUCGAGUUAUGCUAAUGGUACGUGAGUGACUGAAUAAUUUUAAUUUGAUUACAUCUACUUCUUAACUUUUUAAUGCUAAUAACUUUGAUAAAGUUACUAGAUCUGGCUGAUUACGGCUAUAUAAAAAAAAAAAACAUCAUUUUAAUAUUUGAUACUCGGCGCAGUCUUAGGUUAAAUAGAAGUGUAUUCUUACUUUGCUUUAGAUAUUAUCUCUGUACUUGCCGAUUUUAUUAAUCGAUAAAAUAUCGAAUGAUUUGGUGGUCAAAACAGGUAUCCCUGACAUGAACUGUCAUUCAUUAUAAAGCGUAGGUACUUUACUUCAAAGAUUACAACACUAUACUGGAAGCUUUACUUACUCUUUGAAUACAAUACAAGAUUUAUUUAUGUUCUUUUUGCUGGUGGCUGAUCGUCUGAUAUUAUUUGAGAUGGAUUAAAUGACUUUAUUUCACUUUUCGUGACCUACAAUUUUAUAGAUUUGGAAGUUAAUUAAGUACAUAAACUUUUACAUUGGUAAUUGUUAUUUUGAUGUACGUCUUUCAUGUGAAUAAACUUUGUUAUUAGUACGUAGUAAUAGAAGUUUUCUAUAGUGUUCUGUGAUUGUUAAGUGCGUUUUGUUGGUUGACGUAAUACAUUGAAACUUUAGCUAUUUUGUCAAUAAAAGGUUUCUUAGUUUUCAGUACUUACUUUUUCAUGUAAAUUAAUUCUAUUAAAUAAAAUGGAUGUGGUUAAAACUGUGCAAAAGCAAGAAAACUUCGCGGAAGAAGCCCAGGAACUGCCGUACUUGCCUGAAAAUGCUAAUAUUUUGGAGCAGUAUGGUAAUCCAGAUAUUAUGAUAAAACUUUCUCCAGUACAAAUACAGCAGGAGUAUUUUGAGAAUUUGUCAGAUUGUGAUUGGGUCAAGUAUGAGAAGAGUAACAGGAACCAUUUACUGCAGAAUGUAGCAUUUGCUUUAUUUGGUGGUCCAAGUUGUGAAGGAGAACUUACAAACCUCACCAGUUCACAAAGCGCUCAUUUAGAAGGCUACACAUCCAGACAAAAGGCACAAGUGAUGAAAGUUUAUGAGAAACUGUGUGAACAAAGUAAAUACUCCCAAAAUGAUGACGAUAUUGUUAUGUCAGUACUGUUAGUUGUGUGUGCUAAACCAAAACCAUUGAAGUUUUAUAAGUUUCAACCGUCUGACUACUGGAUAGAUUUACAUCAAAGAAAUGAUGUGGAUAUCUGGUGCACUGCUGUGUUUCGCGUCAGAAAAUGUAUUCCAACACUAGAAGGAUCAAAAUCAUGUAGAGUAUAUAUAGAUGAAAAUGCUCGAGUUUAUCAUGACUGGGAUUCGUAUCUAAUAAACAAUACUUUACCACAAUGCGUUAUUAUUGUACCUGAAAACGGAGAAUAUACUGGAACCAUUAUUGAGGGUCAGCAAGCGUUUGCUGUUAAAUUAACAGUGGCACCAACGCCAACGUUGGGUUUGAAAGCGCGCGUUUUGAGCUCCGUCGAUACAGCGAGUACUGUCGCAUCAAUAGGCGCUAUUGGUGUUAUUGGCGUGGCCGCUUUCACACCAGUGGGGCCAGCGGUAUUGGCCGGAGCGGCGGUUGCUACAGUAGCCACGGGACUGUAUGGUCUUGUGAGAUCAUCCCUUCAUUUACACGAUAGAAGCGUACAUGAACAAAGUAUAAGUCCAACUGAUUCUGAAGCGCGGGGUAGUUGGUUGAACAUAGCUGCAUCUAGUGUCGGCCUUGCGGCCGGUGCUGCUAGCAAUCUGCUGUCCCGUUCUGCUGCAGCAGGCACUAACUUGACUAAAACGGGACAGGCGUUAGCUGUAUCUGUAGAGGUUCUCCGACACGCGAAUAUUGUGACAGGUGGCGCUGGUGUCGUUAACAGUCUUCUUCAUAUUAUUCUUAAGUACCGCAACCACGGCGAGAAGCCAACUAAACUUGAGCUUUUCCAAUUCACAUCGGCCACGUUGUUCUUCUGCCACGCCGUCAUGUCAAAUCGUACAGCGCAAUCUAUAAUAGAAGAUGCUCAAGCGAAAACUAUCAAUGACUAUAGAACUACUCUAAGGAGUAACAGACAUAGAAAAAUAUUCGACAAACUGAGUGCUGAAUCGAGACGUGUCCAGGGCGCGAUACAAGGCAACACCGAAGUGAUAAAAGGCAUCAAGAGCAUAAUAAACAAAGAUCAGUAUUUCGCUGACGUAUUGAGAAUAAACAAAGAGGUUAACCAACACAAGCUUAGGAUAUCUAUGACAGCCGAUGGCAACGUCAAUUUGAACGCUCAACACAAAUAUAACCCGUCCCUUUUAUCUAGUAUAGGAAAAGACGGGAGAACCGAGUUGUUCAGUAAUAUAGGUCCGGCGUCUGUUUCAUCACCGAAUGUUUCCACUCGUGUGUCUCCAACUACAGCGAUUGGGGGUUAUAUUGAUAGAGAGGAAGAAAGUGGUAUUCUUGUUGGCAUACAUCCCGGAGAAAUACUGAGAAUUGGUGGUUACCUAGUAAGAGUUAGCGCUAGUGGUGCCGAAAAUGUAGCUUCACUAUUAGAAAAUCUCAGUCAAGACGUAUACGCGAAUCUGAUGACUGUCUCUUUUAAUGUACUCUCCAAACUCGUUCCAUUGGAAAUAGGACGGUUGCGGUUGCUCAGUCCAGAUGAGGAUCUUAUAGUGCAAAUUGUUAAGUUUGUCUUUAAUUACAUGAAACAUGAAAGACCUUUAGGCGAUCCUUCAAGGGAUGAUGAUAAUAGCAUCCUUAUUGUUCUCAAAGAAUUCUUUCAAGAUGGCGUCAUUCGUCAAGACACUAUACUCUUUUUGAAAGAUCGCCUGGUUGUUUGGAUCGAUGAGGAAAUUGAUAAGAGGAGGCAUCAGUAUCCAAAUAAAAAGAUGCUCAUAUGUGAAAAAUGCGCUGGUGUAAGAUUUGCCUGAUUAAUUGAUUAUAUAAUUUAAUUAAUUCAGUUUUAUAAAACUACCAUUAAUAUAAACCCACGAUAUAACUUUAAUAGUUAUAACU
Molecule: messenger RNA, 3218 nt
Organism: Diatraea saccharalis (sugarcane borer)
Lineage: Eukaryota; Metazoa; Arthropoda; Insecta; Lepidoptera; Crambidae
Source: the annotation of a GenBank genome assembly